UUCUUCAUCCAGGGUUCAGAAUAAGCCCUGCUCAUGCUGACAGGGGGUGUGAUCAUUCAAAUUCCUGGGAUGUGCGGAGCUGUGACAACUACUGCAACUCUGUGUGGGGUAGGGUCCCUUUGCUCAACAAGCAGUGGACCCGUGGAGCGUGUUAUAAUAGCAACUGCGUUUGCGCAUUCAACCAUUCGGAGCUGGGAAAAUAUACGAAUGAAUGUGUUCAAGAAUCUGUAUUCUCAUCGGUAGGAAGCAAGAAAACGAAGGCCGAUCGAACAAUCCAGGCGCAAGUUGGUCGCCUAGACACUAAACAACGAUUCGAGAUGUUCAAGAAGGCCUACGGGAGGAAGUAUACCUCAUCGGAGAAGAAAAAGCGGUAUCAGAUAUUCGCAAACAACUUGGUUAAAAUCGACAACCUGAUGGCUAAUAGGAAAGGGAGCGUCGUUUAUGGUGUCGGCCCGUUCGCGGAUUUGACUAGCGAAGAAUAUAUGGCAUCGAUUGGUGCCAUUCGCCGGAGAGAUGGAUCUACCAGAACCGCAAGACUACAACCCCGAAUGCUGAAUUCUUUCAACAGAUCCAGAAGAAGAAGAAGUGGCUCAGCGCCACCCACGCCUACCCCUAGGCGCGCACCCUCUCAGCAGUCUAGUCACCGGGGGCGUGGGAACUCGGUCCCACCCUCAUAUCGAACUUCGCCUUUCGGGACUUUGCACUACGUCGGCAGAGAGCCACUAGGAAGCCCUCUCAUCGAUUGGCGCGUUCCCGCCAAUCUGUAUCCGCCGACUGAGACUCAAUGCUCCGUCUUUAUGUCUUUGGAUCAUAGUCCGGGAGCACAUGUAGUCCCGUGGGACCGUUAA
This is a messenger RNA of Bemisia tabaci, 848 nucleotides long. NCBI's taxonomy places the organism in Eukaryota, Metazoa, Arthropoda, Insecta, Hemiptera, Aleyrodidae. The record is from RefSeq and is a predicted model, not a curated record.